Molecule: messenger RNA, 2965 nt
Organism: Sclerotinia trifoliorum
Lineage: Eukaryota; Fungi; Ascomycota; Leotiomycetes; Helotiales; Sclerotiniaceae
Source: the annotation of a GenBank genome assembly
CCGGUAGAAGGUUUUUCCGUGAGGUUGGCAAAACCAUCAAUAACAAAGCUUAGAAACCCAAACCUUAUUAGACAAAUAUCUUCCACUCUUCCACGAUUUCUUAUCUUCUUCCCACUUUUACCGUUGAGGGAUUGAGUUUACUGACCACUCCACCGGUAAUGUAGUGGAGAAUAUAUGAUGACUUUGAUAUCGAUUUCACCGGCAGAAUGGAUUUAAGAUUACCAUCAAUCCCUUGGCUUGCAUUAUCAUGAGCGCUGACAGGUAGGCGUGCAUGUGUAACUGCACCUCCCAUUCGAGGAAAGCAUACCCAUACCUUAUCAGUCCAUAUGACUAGUGUCAGUAUAUAAUGUGCUUCAUUCCCUGAGUUUGUUUCCUUUCUUCAUCCAUUUCUGCUUCCCAAGUUCCAUUAGCACGAUGGUGCUCAUCAAAUUAUUGGUCACAGUGACUACGUUGAUUGUUUCGGCAAUUGGGAGCCCAAGUCCGAAGUACUCAAAGCCUCAUUUUAAUGUCACAGACUUUGUAGAAACCCAGCUAUUGGAGGAUCCUUCUCCAUACGACUUUCCUAUUCUUCAAAAUGGCAGUUUAGCGGACAGUGGCCAAUUCCCUAUGCCACUAUGUAAUGGUUUCAAGUUGGAAGAAGCUUCAAUUGACCAAUUACAAGCGGCUUUGUCAAGGGGGAGAUUGACUUCGGUGCAGAUUGUUAUGUGUUAUCUGGAGAGGAUUUACCAGACAGACGAAUAUCUCAGGUGAGUGACAUGUGCUUCACUUUGUCGCACCUUGGACCCAUUGGUUAAAAACAUUUUGAUAGGGCUGUAAUGCAAGUAAAUCCUGAGUUUAUCCAGAUGGCUUCUGCGCUUGACCAUGAACGCAAGCUAGGUAACCUCCGUGGACCAUUACACGGCAUACCAUUUCUAGUGAAAGACGUGAGCGUCAAAGGAUUCAUUCUCUCAUGACCUCACUAACAGAUGCCAGAAUAUUGCGACCAAGGACAAAUUAGAAACCACUGCCGGCUCUUGGAUGUUGCUUGGUUCUAUCGUCCCUCGUGAUGCCCACGUCGUGAAACGGCUUCGUGAAUCUGGAGCUAUUCUGAUGGGACAUAGCACUCUCAGUGAAUGGGCUGACAUGCGGUCGAACUCAUAUUCUGAAGGCUAUUCAGCUAGGGGUGGACAGUGUCGAUCACCAUAUAAUUUAACGACUACGCCUGGAGGAAGCUCUUCAGGAAGUGCAUCGGCUGUUGGUGCUAACCUCAUCACUUUUGCGCUAGGCACUGAGACUGAUGGGAGCGUUAUCAAUCCCGCCGAGAGAAAUGGUGUCGUCGGUAUCAAGCCGACCGUUGGCCUAACUUCACGUGACGGGUAAGUUAUCUGGAAUAUUCAAAGUAUCCAAUGGUCCAGACUGCAGUCCAAUAAUGAGAGUCUUCUCGCUUUUGAGUUAGUUUGAAACAUCAAAUUCAUACUUUCGAGCAUCGAAAAGUCUCAGGUGGGACUGCAGCUCAGACUGUUGGACUCCAUACGUCUCUUGACAACCAUGUAUGUCAUGCUAACAUUUCCUCAGAGUCAUUCCUGAAUCCCAUAAUCAAGACACCGUCGGAUGUAUAGCUAAAACUGUCCGAGACGCUACCUAUUGCCUUGACGGAAUAUAUGGUCCAGAUGCCCGUGACAACUAUACUCUUGUGCAAGACGCCCCAGCUGGUGGCUACUCCCAAUACCUUACCAACAAAACCGCUCUUCAAGGUGCGGUUUUUGGACUUCCAUGGCUUAGCUUUUGGAAAUUUGCAGAUUCGAACCAACAAUCCCAAUUGCUCAAUCUCAUUUCUGAGAUAGAGGCCGCUGGAGCCACGAUCAUAAAUGGUACUGAACUCCCAUACUGGCAAACCAUCAUUUCUCAAGAUGGCUGGGACUGGGAUUAUGGUACUACUCGCGGAUAUUCCAACGAAUCCGAAUACACUUACGUCGCAGUCGAUUUCUACAACGACAUAGUUAAAUAUCUUUCAGAGCUAGAUAACACAGAUAUACGCACCGUUGAAGAUAUCGUGCAGUACAAUAUCGACAAUGUUGGAUCCGAAGGUGGUCUUCCCGGUGUCCAUCCUGCCUUUAAAUCAGGACAAGACGGGUUCCUAGCUUCUCUCGCUACAGGCGGUAUCAUGAAUGAAACAUACUGGGAAGCCCUCAAUUUCUGUCAUCGAACAACUCGUGAAGAUGGAAUAGAUGCCGCUCUGCACAAUAAUGGAACUCAACUUACUGCGCUCUUGGUACCGCCUGAUGUUGGUCAAACUUAUCAAAUCGCGGCACAGGCGGGAUACCCAAUGAUUACCUUGCCCGCGGGCGUAAGUCCAGUUGAUGGAAUGCCGUUUGGAUUGGCACUGAUGGGAACUGCUUGGAGUGAGGCAACUUUAAUCAGGUACGCGAGCGCAAUUGAGGAUUUGCAGCAGAGUUUGGUGGGCUUGCAACAGAAGAGGACGAGUCCGUUGUGGUAUGAUUACCGGGCGAAAAAUAUUCCCAUCAUAUAGAGAAUUUCGAUAGCUAAGACGCAAACUGUCGAAAGACGUAAAUGAAUUUAUGAAAUUAGUUGCUACGUCGACACUUCCCUUGUUUUCAACAUUUUCGAUGCCAUUCUGGAUAUCUCCCCUUUCUCCAAACUUUUUAUUAAUUAUUGUUCCAAGUGUCACUUCCCGAUCAUAACAAAAAUGCCUCCUCCACAAACACAUCAUUAUUCUUUCGCAGUCCGACGUCAGAAUUAACAAUUGGAAGGAAACCCCGACCCGUCUCUCGCGGUGUAAAGACAUUCUCUAGUUUUGCGAUUAGAAUUAUUUUUGCCACUAUCACUAAUCUAGAACCUUUGUAAAAGUAUGUAGACACCAUUCUGCGCCUCUCUAACAACCAAACCAGAGCGAGGCUACACCAUCCCCAUCUCAAAAGUCCCAUCCCAUCCGCUACUGAUGAAAUCUUCAAUAUCUAGCAGAACU